UCAGUGCCAGUGCCGAGUGUACUGGCCGCCACCACUCGCCCUCCCCCCGAAAGCCGGCACGAGCCCUCCCUCCCUUCCCUUCCUCCAACCCGUUCCGAAUUCCGAUCCGCCCCGAGCCGGCCGGCCAUGGCGAUUAGGGCUGGCCGCUCGGUCCUCCACCUCCUCACCCUCGCCUUCCUCCUCAUCCUCGCCGCCUCGCCCUGCCUCCAAGCUCGAGUGGACCAUCGCAAACAUAUAUCUGACUGGAGUAGGCAACCCAACUUUGAAUUGCAGAAUAUCUCCUCGAGUCGGAAGGAUGGCCCUCAUCUCCUGAGCAGAUCAGAGGAAAUAACACACAGGAAAUUAAGAGGGAGAAUUGGUGUAAGGAAGAAAAUGGAAGUAAUGCAGCAGGAUGAUGAAGCAUUAGUUAAACUUGAGAACGCAGGUAUCGAACGCUCAAAAGCUGUUGAUUCUGCUGUGCUGGGAAAAUACAGUAUCUGGAGACGCGAAAAUGAAAAUGAGAAGGCAGAUUCAAGGGUUCGUCUGAUGCGAGAUCAAAUGAUCAUGGCCAGAAUAUAUUCUGUUCUUGCCAAAUCGAGGGACAAGCUUGAUCUCUAUCAGGAGCUGCUUGCAAGGCUCAAGGAAAGCCAGCGCUCCCUUGGGGAAGCUACUGCUGAUGCCGAACUUCCCAAGAGCGCUUCGGAUAGAAUAAAAGCAAUGGGACAAGUUUUAUCAAAAGCAAGGGAUCUAUUGUAUGAUUGCAAGGAAAUUACCGAGCGUUUGAGAGCAAUGCUUCAGUCAGCAGAUGAGCAGGUCCGGAGCUUGAAGAAGCAGAGCACCUUUCUUAGCCAGCUGGCAGCUAAGACAAUCCCAAAUGGCAUCCAUUGUCUUUCCAUGCGCUUAACAAUUGAUUAUUACCUUCUGUCUCCAGAGAAAAGAAAGUUCCCCAAUAGUGAGAAUUUGGAAAAUCCUGAUCUUUACCACUAUGCUCUUUUCUCGGACAAUGUUUUGGCAGCAUCAGUUGUGGUCAACUCAACCAUCAUGAAUGCAAAGGAGCCUGAAAAACAUGUAUUUCAUCUUGUUACCGACAAACUGAACUUUGGGGCCAUGAACAUGUGGUUUUUGCUGAAUCCACCUGGGGAUGCAACAAUCCAUGUGGAAAAUGUUGAUGACUUCAAAUGGUUAAACUCUUCUUACUGCCCUGUUCUGAGGCAGCUUGAGUCUGCAGCCAUGAGAGAAUACUAUUUCAAGGCCGGUCCGAAAACACUCUCUGCUGGCUCUUCUAAUCUGAAGUAUCGAAACCCAAAAUAUUUGUCCAUGCUCAACCAUCUAAGAUUUUACCUCCCCCAAGUUUAUCCCAAGCUGAAUAAAAUCCUUUUCCUGGAUGAUGACAUAGUUGUCCAGAGGGAUCUAACUGGACUCUGGGAGGUUGACCUUAAUGGAAAUGUAAAUGGAGCGGUGGAAACAUGUGGAGAGAGUUUUCAUCGAUUUGACAAGUACCUCAAUUUCUCAAACCCAAAUAUUUCUCAGAAUUUUGAUCCUAAUGCAUGUGGUUGGGCUUAUGGAAUGAACAUGUUUGAUCUGGAAGAAUGGAAGAAUAAAGACAUUACUGGGAUUUACCACAAAUGGCAGAACAUGAACGAGAACAGGCUGCUCUGGAAACUGGGGACAUUGCCUCCAGGGCUUCUAACUUUUUACAAGCUGACACACCCUCUGGACAAAUCAUGGCAUGUGCUUGGCUUAGGGUACAAUCCAACCAUUGAGCGCUCAGAGAUAGACAAUGCUGCGGUCAUCCACUACAAUGGUAACAUGAAGCCGUGGCUGGAAAUCGCAAUGACAAAGUAUCGGCCUUACUGGACAAAGUACAUCAAUUAUGAGCACCCGUACAUUCAUGGAUGCAAGAUCAGCCAAUAGAAACCAGCUAAAGUAUUCUUCUGUGAUGAACAUUGAAGUUAGACGGGACUCAAAAGGAAGUCCUCUGUUAGUAGUAACUAUCACAUGUUCUUUAUUCGUGCUAUAUUAGAUUUGUUAGCUAUCAUGUGUAUGUAGUUUCAUCACCCAUUUGUGGUGCUUUCUCCCCUAGCCCGUUGUUGGUUCUUGUCUCCUUUUGUCAUGAAAAGAACGAUGAGCUCUAUGAUUCUCGUCAGCUGAUAAAUGUAAUGAAUUUCUGUUGGUGACAAAUUAAUGAUGUCAUUCAAUUCAUGGCAGCAUUUAAUGGCCAGUUGAGAGUUACGCUAGAA
Molecule: messenger RNA, 2219 nt
Organism: Sorghum bicolor (sorghum)
Lineage: Eukaryota; Viridiplantae; Streptophyta; Magnoliopsida; Poales; Poaceae
Product: polygalacturonate 4-alpha-galacturonosyltransferase
Exons: 8
Coding region: 127-1893 (588 amino acids)
Molecular function (GO): polygalacturonate 4-alpha-galacturonosyltransferase activity
Source: RefSeq, a predicted model, not a curated record